This is a messenger RNA of Cataglyphis hispanica, 1321 nucleotides long. RefSeq lists its product as uncharacterized. The record is from RefSeq and is a predicted model, not a curated record. Bases 1 to 930 code for a protein of 309 amino acids. NCBI's taxonomy places the organism in Eukaryota, Metazoa, Arthropoda, Insecta, Hymenoptera, Formicidae. The transcript is spliced from 9 exons.
AUGUUCUCGCAGAGAGCGCGUUAUUUCUCCCAGCUGUCAAAGUCCUAUCCAAUUUUGAAGCUCGUUGACAUUUACGAUCGCCAGUCUUUUAUACGAGCGUAUGUUUUGGAUAACUUUUACGUCUGCAUUUUGAUGUACAUCCUGUUCUAUGCGGCCUUAUGGUACGCUAAUUAUAUAAUAAAACGAAUUGAAAAAUCGAAUCGAGAAAUGUCAACGACAGUUGCAGAGAACAAGACAAAAUUAGACAGAUUGGUUUUGCUUAAAAAUAAGAAGGCGCAAUUCGAAGAAGUGAUCGUGAAAACGACAGAUACGCAAAAAAUCACUACAAAAUAUUUAGAAGAUGAAAUGCACAGGCUCAGUACAGAAUUAAUCACGACGUCCAAUAAAAUCGUCGAAUUAGAGAGAGUCAUUGAAAAAAUGGUUUUUAGUACAAAUAUCCAGACAAAUCGUUUACAUAUUCAACCGGUGACAUCGCAACCGGCGAAGGUGAAUGUCUACAAGGACACGAGGGUACCGCGAAUACGCUUGAGAAGUUCAAGAUCCUCGAACCGUCAUUUCCGCCGUCCGUACCACCGGAACCUCCGCCUCGGAAAUACGGGAUCUUUGUCAGUCGACCGCCUGGGCAACGGAGAGCGUCAUCUGCAAUUGCACCUGCAACUCCACCGCCAAAAAUCGGAUUCAAAUAAUAGCGCCUCGGCAGAAGCUUCCUCGGAAUCUAUUACUCGACGUCCUACGAAUAGAACUUUUUCAAGAUACAACAAUUAUCAUGAUGGUGAUAAAAAGAGGUAUCCUAAACGACUCAAGAUUCGCUCGCGACGAUCUUCGUAUUGCAACAUGCGUAAAAUCCAUGUGGAUUCCUUAAAGAAUGUCACACCUUUUACCAAAUCAUUAUUAGGACUUGCUACAAUGUUUUAUCGAGUUUUACAUUAAUAAAAAUAGAUAACUUUAACUGUUUCAAUAUGAAUUCUUUUUCCAUUAUUUUUUUUUUUAUUUUUGUGGGUAUUUAAAAUAUUAUUUAUAUAACACGUGUACUAUAUUUAUAUAACAUGUUAGACAUAAUAUGAUUUUAAUAUCAAUUUUUUACACUCGUGUUCCUAUAAAAAUUGUGUGUGAGAUUUUAUAUUUAAUAAACAUUAUAUUUUUAUUAUUCAUAUCGUUGUAUUUCAUUGUAUUUUGGUUCGAGUUUAUAGUUGAAACACACACUGCAGAUAAUAUAUUUUCCUUAUAUUUCUGCUGCAAUAGACUUUAUGUUUAUAAUCGCGUUUCAUAAUUGUUUAUUUUUCAAGUGUAAUUAGCUACACAUUAUGCUUACAGCACGAUA